Laetiporus sulphureus 93-53 is the source of this 684-nucleotide messenger RNA. RefSeq lists its product as uncharacterized. The transcript is spliced from 3 exons. Lineage: Eukaryota; Fungi; Basidiomycota; Agaricomycetes; Polyporales; Laetiporaceae. Gene Ontology annotation, biological process: mRNA splicing, via spliceosome. The record is from RefSeq and is a predicted model, not a curated record. Gene Ontology annotation, molecular function: zinc ion binding; nucleic acid binding. Gene Ontology annotation, cellular component: U4/U6 x U5 tri-snRNP complex; spliceosomal complex. Bases 1 to 684 code for a protein of 227 amino acids.
AUGUCUGGAAAAGGAGGUGCAUACGCUACAAGAGCCUCUGAUACGGACUUCCGCAAAAAAUGGGACAAGGAGGAAUACGCCGAGAAGGCGCGGCAGCGCGACCAAGAGGAGAAGGAGCGUAUGCAGGAGAAUGAGGAGCGUAUCAAACAAGGCAAGAAACCGCGCAGAGGACGCAAAGAGGACCUGCCCAAGCCCACAGAGCUUAUGAAGCGUCGCGAGGCAUCCCUUGAGCUCGAAAAGAACCUCAAUAAGACCAUAGUCGUGCAGAACGCUGGUACCCGCGGUCCUGGAGUACCAGGCUUCUAUUGCGAAGUCUGCAAUCGGACAUACAAGGACAGCGCUGGGUACCUGGAUCACAUAAAUGGACGUGCUCACUUGCGCGCCCUUGGUCAGACGACGCGUAUUGAGCGUUCCACAGUAGAGCAGGUCCGCGCACGGAUAGCCUACCUUCGCGAGAAGACUCGCGAAGCCUCUUCGGCGAAAUCGUACGACUUUGAGAAGCGGCUUGCCGAAGUGCGUGAAAAGGAGACCUCAUUGCGUGCUGAGAAGAAGGCUGCAAAGAAAGUGCAGCGAGAGCAGGCGCGUGUCGAGCUCGUCAAGGUCACUGUUGCCGGCGACGCGCAGCACGAGGACGUCAUGAUGGAGAUGAUGGGCUUCAGCGGGUUCGGCUCGUCAAAGAAAUGA